AUAUCUGCGCACAUCAGGUGUUCUCGUAACCGCCUUCAGACCCAAUGUUUGAGAAGUUCAAAGGCCAAUGAAUUGUGGGCCUGGCGGAAAACCGGAGUUGCACGAGCGAGUGCCGAACACUAGGGAGACCGAGUCCCACGGCAGGUCGGACCGUAGCGUAGCAGGAGACCUCUCGGGGAAAGAUCGUAAGCACCACCGAGGAAAGACGGCGAGGAUGGCGGCGGCCAAGAUUCUGCUGCCCGUACUAUUGGUGUUAUGUCUGGGCGCGGUGGCGACGGGGCUGUACGAGCGGGUAUGCGGUGACGCCCAACCGAGGACACAGAGCAAUGAAAUCCCGCAACAGAUCCCGCCCGACCCAAGUAAACGAGCAGCCCGUUGGUUGAUCAUGAUGCGUAACGCGGCCUACGGUUGGGCAGACACGCCGAACGCCAUCUUGGCUCUGCAACUGGCCAAUGACACGUGGUUUAACAAACAGGACCUGUCCAGCCAGCUGAGCGUCAAGCAGAUGCAGAUUGAGCUUCUGUCGAAGAUUGCAAGGAGAGGGUUCCACCUGAAGGACGUGCCCACAGGUGAGCUGUCUCACUACGUCCUGGCGCUGACCGCCACCUGUCAGAACCCGCGGAACUUCUACGGACACAACCUGCUGGAGGCCAUAGACCGGGCGCUGUUCCACUUCCCUACCGCCGAGUUCAACAACUUCUACCAGUUCAGCCAGGGCGUGCUGGCCAUCUGCGGGGCAGGAGCUCCGGUCAAACCCAGACUCAUCAAGGACCUGGCGAAGGGACAGCAGGCGGACGGCGGGUACCCGUUCGGUGUCGACGCAACAGCGAUGGCUAUCCUGGCGCUGUCCUGUGUGGAGAAACAGCGCCUCCACAGCCACAACAAGGACGAGAUCAAGAAAGUGUUCCGAGAGGCUGUCAACUACCUCCGCACACAGCAGAGACAGGACGGCAGCUUCGGCAACCAGCACAACACUGGUCUGGCCGUGCAGGCUAUGAUAGCGGCAAACCUGGAGCCGGCGGCGUGGCGCUGCCCGGACGCCCUGACCACCCUGACGCGCACCCAGCACCAGGACGGGUCGUUCGGACAAUUCUUCCAGACGACCGUGCAGGUCCUGCCCGCACUGGCCGGCAAGACGUACGCUGACGUCAACAGGAUCAUGUGUGAAAUGGCCCCAAUCAUGGAUGAAGACGAGGAUAGCUUCCUGAUGACGGAGUAUGACCUGUAUGACCCGGAAGAGGAACCUAACCAUUACGUCAGUAACAUGACGGUCCAGUACACGAUCCACAGUGACUUCCACCCUAACGUGUCGGCCAGUAUAGAGCUCACCGUACCCAGCAACACCAGCUUCAUCGACAUCAUGGACCUCGCCGCAGAGAGGGACGAGAGGUUCAGGUAUGAAGCGCCGGACACGAAGUGGGGCCAUUACGUCAGUGCCAUCGGGGAAGUGAGGGAAGAUCACGACGAGAAACGCUACUGGACAAUCAUGUUGGACCCGGACAUCUCCAUAGAUGAAGGCAUUGACCACUUCAUUCCGGAUGAUGGCGAUCACGUGAUCUUCAGGUACCGGAAAUACGACUAGGACACCAUAUUGGAUCCUCCCAGAAUGCAUCGCUCUAUCCGGGGUUCACCGGAUAGCUGUGUUGCCGCCAUCUUGAUCCAUUCCAAA
Messenger RNA from Branchiostoma belcheri (Belcher's lancelet), 1669 nucleotides. RefSeq lists its product as uncharacterized. Gene Ontology annotation, molecular function: cobalamin binding. The record is from RefSeq and is a predicted model, not a curated record. Lineage: Eukaryota; Metazoa; Chordata; Leptocardii; Amphioxiformes; Branchiostomatidae. The transcript is spliced from 9 exons. Bases 68 to 1582 code for a protein of 504 amino acids. Gene Ontology annotation, biological process: cobalamin transport.